AUGGUGAGGGUGCCGUACGUGACCGCGGUGACCACGCUCUUCAGCUUCGGCCUCAUCUUCGCCUUCGGCCACCUCCGCGACAGCUUCCGCGGCCUGCUCAUCCGGUUCCUCCUCGCCGGCGACGACGACUCUCCGGCCGGCGGCAACCCCAAGGGUUACGCGCCGAUUUGCGUGGGGAAGGAGGAUUUCUACAUCCGCCGCUUCUUCCGCCGCAUCCAGGACUGCUUUGGGCGACCAAUAGCCAGCAAGCCGGAUGCAUGGUUCGAUGUGGUUGAGCGCUACUCAACUGACAGCAACAAGACACUGCACCGUACAACGAGAACAUCCAAGUGCCUGAACCUGGCUUCCUUCAACUACCUUGGUUUUGCUGCAGCUGAUGAGUACUGCACCCCUCGAGUCAUUCAGUCUCUGAAGAAAUACUCUGCUAGUACCUGCAGUUCUCGAGUCGAUGGAGGCAACACUCUGCUGCACAUUGAACUCGAAGAGAUGGUUGCAAGAUUUGUCAGAAAGCCUUCAGCCAUUCUGCUUGCAAUGGGUUAUGCCACGAACUCUGCCAUCAUCCCUGCGUUGAUUGGAAAGGGAGGCCUGAUAAUCAGUGACUCACUGAACCAUAAUUCUAUAGUCAGUGGAGCUAGAGCUUCGGGAGCUACGAUUCGGGUUUUCCAGCACAACAAUGCUGCUCACCUGGAGACCCUGCUGAGAGAGCAGAUUGCAAGUGGUCAGCCUCGAACACACAGGGCAUGGAAGAAGAUUCUGGUGAUUGUUGAGGGGAUAUACAGCAUGGAAGGGGAGCUUUGCAAACUCCCUGAGAUUAUCUCUGUCUGCAAGAAAUACAAGGCUUACACAUACAUGGACGAGGCACACAGUAUUGGAGCUGUUGGAAAAACAGGAAGAGGCGUGUGUGAGCUACUAGGAGUGGAUCCAGCUGAUGUUGACAUUAUGAUGGGCACACUCUCAAAGUCAUUUGGAUCGAGUGGAGGCUACAUUGCAGCAUCAAAAGAGAUUAUUCAGCAUCUCAAGCUUACUUGCCCUUCCCAUAUCUAUGGCACAUCCAUGUCACCUCCAGCUGUCCAGCAGGUCAUCUCUGCAAUGAAGGUUGUUCUUGGGGAGGAUGGAACUGACAGAGGGAUCAAGAAGAUUGCUCAGAUUAGGGACAAUAGCAAUUUCUUCCGUUCAGAGCUUCAGAGAAUGGGUUUUGAGGUUCUUGGAGACAAUGACUCACCUGUAAUGCCUUUCAUGGUCUACAAUCCAGCUAAAAUGCCUGCAUUUUCAAGAGAGUGCCUGAGGCAAAAUGUUGCCGUUGUUCCGGUUGGAUUUCCUGCUACACCACUACUUCUUGGCAGAAUUAGGAUAUGCAUAUCUGCUUCCCACACAAGGGAGGAUCUUAUCAAAGGAUUGGAGGUUAUAAGCAAAGUUGGUGAUCUUGUCGGAAUAAAGUAUUUCCCGGUUGAGCAAGAGGAGACUACAUCUAUUGAGAAACAGAAGAAGCUUCGGUGAACAAUUUGGUGUCUGUUGUGCUAGAUCUACCUCAAUUCUUUUAUUACACACCAACAGACAUUAGAAAUUACCCAAGUUACUAUUUUGCAAAUAAAUCUCUGAAAACAUGUAAACUUCCUUUCUUUUUUUUUGAAGCCCCCAUGUAAACUUCCU
Oryza brachyantha (malo sina) is the source of this 1650-nucleotide messenger RNA. Its product is annotated as long chain base biosynthesis protein 2b. The transcript is spliced from 12 exons. Gene Ontology annotation, biological process: ceramide biosynthetic process; sphingosine biosynthetic process. The coding region runs from base 1 to 1497 and encodes 498 amino acids. The record is from RefSeq and is a predicted model, not a curated record. NCBI's taxonomy places the organism in Eukaryota, Viridiplantae, Streptophyta, Magnoliopsida, Poales, Poaceae. Gene Ontology annotation, molecular function: pyridoxal phosphate binding; serine C-palmitoyltransferase activity. Gene Ontology annotation, cellular component: serine palmitoyltransferase complex.